Molecule: messenger RNA, 1092 nt
Organism: Miscanthus lutarioriparius
Lineage: Eukaryota; Viridiplantae; Streptophyta; Magnoliopsida; Poales; Poaceae
Source: the annotation of a GenBank genome assembly
AUGGAGCUGCAUGCUAGACGGAGAGCCACUGGAUUGGGAAAGAAAGGUGACUGGACGGAGGGAUUCACGGCGACAGCAGCCAGCGUGACAGAAUGCUAUUUGACGGUAACAGACCAUUCUUUCAGUGGUAUUUUCCGUGACGGACAUCUUUCGGUGUGCACUGGCAUGGCUUAUAUAUCUCAGUUUGCGAGGCCAUUUCCAGUUCAGAGAGUCAAUGGAAGAACGAUGCAGCAUUUAGGUACACUAAAAGGUCAAGUUCUAAGCAGCAUCGGCGACCAUGAUGGACGAUUUCAUAUUGAGAGGACUAUUUGCUUCACUGCUACCGACAAGCAGGAGCCAGUCGUUUCACUUACCUCAGACAUGCCGGUUUUGCAAGAGACAGAAAGUGGUACUAAAGUUACCCCUGCAUCUGAAAACUCCUACUUCGCUGGCAGAGGUGCUGGUAAACCAGGAUUCAUCUCUUUUCAUGGAAGCACCUUCCAAAAGACAACUGUGGAGAGCGUGCCACAUCCUGGCAAGGAAGCAUCUCGAUUAGUUUGGUUUAUUGGCCCUACUAUCCUCGUGUCUUUCUUGGUUCUUCCAUCUCUUUACUUGCGCAAAGUACUCUCAGCCGUGUUUGAAGAUUCCUUGUUGACAGAUUUUCUUAUACUAUUCUUUACCGAGGCUUUGUUUUAUGGGGGAGUUGCAAUUUUUGUCUUCUUGAUUGAUAAAGUCUGGAGACCUUUGCAGCAAGUGGCACCAAAGAGUUACAUUUGGUCAAAAUCCAGAUUCUUCCGUAUUUCCUCAGUAACAACAAUGGUUCUGAGCUUGAUAAUACCUCUUUUAACAAUGGGCAUGGUAUGGCCCUGGACUGGACCAGCAGCAUCAGCGACUCUUGCCCCUUAUUUGGUUGGACUCGUUGUACAGUUUGCAUUUGAACAGUAUGCACGGCAUCGGAAAUCACCUUCUUGGCCGGUGAUUCCUAUUAUCUUCAAGACUUGGGAUUGGCUAUCAGUGCAUCAAGUAAUUCUGGACUCUGGUAGAAGCAUUUUGAAGAAUCUAUGGCAACAACCAAGUCUUGGAAAUGUGGAAGAAAAUAAUCCAGUGAAGUAG